Molecule: messenger RNA, 1026 nt
Organism: Naumovozyma dairenensis CBS 421
Lineage: Eukaryota; Fungi; Ascomycota; Saccharomycetes; Saccharomycetales; Saccharomycetaceae
Gene: PTP1
Product: tyrosine protein phosphatase PTP1
Exons: 1
Coding region: 1-1026 (341 amino acids)
Biological process (GO): protein dephosphorylation
Molecular function (GO): protein tyrosine phosphatase activity
Source: RefSeq, a predicted model, not a curated record
AUGGAACAAGACAAUAAGAUUCCUUGGUAUUUGAAACAAACUGACAAAGAAUUGAUAGAAAAAUUCAAAUUCAUUCAAUAUCAAGAAGAUGAAAGAUUAAGGGAAGCAACUAACGGUACAGCAGAUUCGCGAUGGUCUCUCGGUAUAAGUGUUCUCGAGGAAAAUGACCUUAGGAAUAGAUAUGUCAAUAUUAUGCCCUACGAACGAAAUAGGGUCGCACUUGAUGUAGUAAAUGGUAACGAUUAUAUCAAUGCAUCUUAUAUUAAAGUCGAUAUCCCGCAACAAAGUAUAAAUCCGGGGCAUUAUAUAUCUACCCAAGGUCCUACUAAAUAUACUUGGCAACAAUUUUGGCAAAUGUGCUACCGAGAAUGUCCCAAUGAAAACAUCGUCAUUGUUAUGGUGACACCGUUAAAGGAACAUGGUAGGGAGAAAUGUUACCCAUAUUGGCCCAUGGGUGGACAAUCUGAUGUAAUUAAAGUGGCACCAAGGAUUCAAUGUCCCGGAGGUGACAAGAAUAGGCCUAAUACCACUUCGACAUUUUUUUCAGAAUUACAAAUAGAGUAUAUAACGAGUGAAAAACACGAUGAUAACUAUACUUUAACCACUUUGAAUUUGAAGCCAACAAACCCAAAGUUGGGCCCACCAAAACUUGUGCAUCAUUUUUAUUUCGAUAAAUGGAGAGAUAUGAGUAAACCAGAAGAAGUUAUACCCAUAAUGAAACUUUGUAAUCAUUCUCAUAGUUUGAAUUCAGGUGGGAAUCCAAUAAUUGUUCAUUGUUCCGCUGGAGUUGGUAGAACAGGGACUUUCAUUGCAUUAGAUCAUCUUAUACAUGAUACUUUGGAUUUUCAAGCACAAGAAAAUACUAUUCUCGAGGUAAAGCAAUAUAAGAGGGACUUAAUUGAACAAAUAGUUCUUCAGCUAAGAUCCCAGCGUAUGAAAAUGGUUCAAAUUAAGGAUCAAUAUAUAUUUAUAUAUCAUCUGGCCCUUCAUUUACGAGAAAAAUUGGCUAAGAGGGUCAAGAAAUAG